UUGUUGAUGUCUGGCGUGCAGGGAACUAGGUCAUAGAGCAUGUUGCACCUGUCACACUCAGGAGUCUGGUAUAGAAGUCCUAACAUGCAAGAUAGUUCAUAAGAAGACAACUAUAAGAGCGGCCAUGCUACGGAGAAGCAGGAACAGCCGAGCUCCGCACUACGUGUGGAGUGACAUCCGACGAGACAUUGACGCCGUGGUACUGGGGAAUGACAGAGAAGAGUGGGGCAACGAACACACACAGAUCAGCGACUCGGACUCAGAAGUGGAUUACCUGGCCGUCACCCCGGAGGUGACAGACGUUGUGCCCGACACGGUGCCUGUGACAGGGGAGUCCUACUGUCACUGUGACGCCCAGGAGGAAACAAGCCCUGGGGCUCUGCUGCAGGGCUUCCAGCCCCUCAAUGACUGCCUGUGUGGAGAGGAGGACCAGGGUUUCGACUGGGUGUGGGACGAGGGCGUCAAGUCCAAUGCAGCGCUCCUGAGCUGUGACAACCGCAAGGUGAGCUUCCACGCUGAGUACAGCUGUGGCACAGCCGCCAUCCGCGGCACCAAGGAGCUGACAGAUGGACAGUACUUCUGGGAGAUCAAGAUGACGUCACCCGUCUAUGGCACAGACAUGAUGGUGGGCAUCGGGACCGCUGAGGUCAACCUGGACAAGUUCCAACACAGUUUUUGCAGUAUGCUGGGGAUGGACGAGGACAGCUGGGGACUUUCCUACACAGGUAUGCUUCAGCACAAAGGGGACAAGGUGAAUUUCUCGUCCCGUUUUGGCCAAGGCUCCAUCAUAGGGCUGCACCUUGACACGUGGCAUGGAACCCUUACCUUCUAUAAGAACCGCCGCUGUAUAGGUGUGGCCGCCACCAGGCUGCAGAAUAAGAAGUUCUACCCUGUGGUGUGCUCCACUGCAGCCAAGAGCAGUAUGAAGGUGAUCCGGUCCUGCUACACGCCCACCUCCCUGCAGUACCUCUCUUGCUCUCGCUUGCGCCAGCAGCGGCCCGACUGCCCUGACAUCCUGAACGUGCUGCCCCUGCCCCCGAGCCUGCGCCACCUCCUCCACAAUCAGCUUGGCUGGGUGUUCACCCUCAGUAACGGCGCCCCCGAGCAGUCUGAGGACUUGAUGGAGGACUUGAAUGAAGACUUCUUUGAUGACUUUGCAGUGGAGUUGCCUGAUGACUUGCCUGAGGAGUCUAGUCCAUGCCCGAGCCCCUGUCUCAGCCAGGUGCCCACCCUAAGUGCCUGCUCCUUCCCUAGCCCUGUACCCAACCAUGCCAAUGCCCCUGCCUCCUCUCGUCCAGUUCCCAGCCCUGCCUCUCCCUGUGCCCCUGCCUCCUCUCGUCCAGUUCCCAGCCCUGCCUCUCCCUGUGCCCCUGCCUCCUCUCGUCCAGUUCCCAGCCCUGCCUCUCCCUGUGCCCCUGCCUCCUCUCGUCCAGUUCCCAGCCCUGCCUCUCCCUGUGCCCCUGCCUCUCCCUGUGCCCCUGCCUCUCCCUGUGCCCCUGCCUCCUCUCGUCCAGUUCCCAGCCCUGCAUCUCCCUGUGCCCCUGCCUCCUCUCGUCCAGUUCCCAGCCCUGCCUCUCCCUGUGCCCCUGCCUGCCCACCCUUCCAGGGAGCAACUCAGACAGUGAGGACAUGACUUUUCUUUUCAAAUAUCCACUCAGAAAUGUUAGAUAAAGUUGGCACUUUAUCUCUUCUGAACCUUUCUAUAAAUGCCAUUACCAUCUACUUGUGGAAAAGUCCACAAGAGUGGAAGAGUUUUAUCUUAGCUCAGAUUUCUAAGCACUUUAAGACUUUCUGAGUGGAAUGCUCGCUCACCCUCGAGACUGUCCUUCCAAACUCUCCCCAGUUUGCCUGGCUGAAGGGAAGGGGAAGACAGCCACCCCGGAUAUCCACUACCCCGGUCAAGUCAGAUGACUUAGUUCUAAAUCUAAUGUUAUCUACUGUAUGUACACUCCCUAUACUGAAUGAUUGGAUCCCUUGAUAAAGAUGAGCAAAAAAGACACUAUAAAAUAUAAUACAAAUACUGUGCUAUAUUGUAUGCUACACUUAUUUUUUACUAAUACUUUUGCUCAGAGAAAGAUUAUAUUUAACAAGUAAUAAAAAAACUCUAAUAGAUAGCAGUCAAAAUGAUUGGAUCCUGUUUUCCAUGCUGAAUCUUUCCAAGAUCCUUGAUAUCCUCCGUCUGCGCUUAUGCACUGCUCUCUUCAACUCAAAGCACAGGUUUUCAAUGAGGUUCAAUUCCGGAGACUGAGACGGCCAUUGAAAAAUGCGUGCUUGGGCUUAUUGUCUUGCCGGAAGAUCCACUUGCAGCCAAGUUUCAGCCUCCUGACAGAGGGAACCAGUUUUUUGGAGGGGCUAAAAUGUCCUGGUACUUGAUAAAGUUCAUGAUGCUGUUGACCUUAACAAGGACUCCAGGACCAGUGGAUGCAAAAUAGCUCCAUAACAAAGAUCCACCACCAUAUUUUACAGUAGGGAUGAGGUAUUUUCUGCAUAUGCAUUGUUCUUUUGAAAGUCAAACCCACCGUGGUUGUGCGUGGCCAAAGACCUCUAUUUUUGUGUCAGGUGACCAUUAUAGCACUGGGUCCAAUCCAAGUGCCAAUGCCAUUUAGCUGAAUCCAGGAGGUGCUAUGGUCAGAUGAUAUGAAAAUAGGUAUUUGGCCCACACACACACACACCAAUGGUGGGUUUGGCCUUCGAAAGAACAAUGCCGACAUACAAUUAACAUUAUCUAAGUGUUUUAUACUGCACAUUGGUGGCCAUGUUCUCUAAUAGCGCUUUGCUCUCCAUGUUUUUCUGAUAUUUUGCAGUUUAUCUGACUCGUGCUUUACUUAUAGUAGCUUAUAGUCACCAAGUAAGAUGUUUUUCUUUUCUUGCCAAUUUGUAUAACCUUUCAUGCUGAACGCAAAUGAAUAGUAAAAAAAUUAAUGUAAAACAAA
This is a messenger RNA of Oncorhynchus gorbuscha (pink salmon), 2933 nucleotides long. It is a transcript of the gene spsb3b, whose product is annotated as splA/ryanodine receptor domain and SOCS box containing 3b. Gene Ontology annotation, molecular function: protein binding. The record is from RefSeq and is a predicted model, not a curated record. The coding region runs from base 125 to 1633 and encodes 502 amino acids. Gene Ontology annotation, biological process: proteasome-mediated ubiquitin-dependent protein catabolic process. Gene Ontology annotation, cellular component: SCF ubiquitin ligase complex. The transcript is spliced from 8 exons. Lineage: Eukaryota; Metazoa; Chordata; Actinopteri; Salmoniformes; Salmonidae.